AUGCCUGGUUUACCCACUAGUAUUGACCUGGACGAAUGCAUUUCACGGCUUUACCGCAAGGAGUUGCUUGCCGAGUCGGUCAUCGAGGCUGUUUGCGCCAAAACAAAAGAGCUCUUGAUGAAGGAGAGCAAUGUGGUUCAUAUCAAGGCCCCGGUUACCGUUGUGGGAGACAUUCACGGCCAGUUCUUCGAUUUGCUGGAGAUAUUUCGGAUUGGUGGAUUCUGUCCUGACACGAAUUAUCUUUUCCUGGGAGACUACGUCGACCGCGGUCUUUUCAGUGUCGAAACUAUUUCCCUCCUUGUCUGUUUGAAGCUUCGAUACCCGCAUCGAGUUCACCUUAUCCGCGGUAACCACGAAUCUCGCGGUGUCACCCAGUCCUACGGCUUCUAUACCGAGUGUGCGCGCAAGUACGGCAAUGCCAACGUAUGGCACUAUUUCACCGAUAUGUUCGACUAUCUCACGCUGAGCGUGGUGAUAAACGACGAGAUAUUCUGCGUACACGGCGGACUCUCGCCUUCCAUUCACUCCAUCGAUCAGAUCAAGAUCAUUGAUCGGUUCCGCGAGAUCCCACACGAGGGUCCCAUGGCCGACCUGGUCUGGUCUGAUCCGGAUCCGGAACGGGAUGAAUUCUCUCUAUCACCCCGCGGCGCCGGCUAUACCUUUGGAGCGCAGGUUGUUCGCAAAUUUUUGGAAGUCAACAACAUGUCGCAUAUUCUCCGGGCCCACCAGCUAUGUAAUGAGGGUUACCAAGUCCUUUUUGAUGACCGUUUGAGUACGGUCUGGAGUGCUCCUAAUUACUGCUAUCGCUGUGGUAAUCUGGCUAGUGUACUUGAGGUGGGCGAUAACAUGGAGCGUUUCUUUAACAUCUUUGAUGCUGCUCCGGAGAAUGACAUUCACCGCAGCGAGCAGCAGGCACAGCAGAACAGGGAUUCUCAGCCAGUGAUUGAUUAUUUCUUGUGA
This is a messenger RNA of Penicillium subrubescens, 960 nucleotides long. RefSeq names its product serine/threonine-protein phosphatase. Bases 1 to 960 code for a protein of 319 amino acids. Gene Ontology annotation, molecular function: protein serine/threonine phosphatase activity. Gene Ontology annotation, biological process: peptidyl-serine dephosphorylation. The transcript is spliced from 3 exons. Gene Ontology annotation, cellular component: FAR/SIP/STRIPAK complex. NCBI's taxonomy places the organism in Eukaryota, Fungi, Ascomycota, Eurotiomycetes, Eurotiales, Aspergillaceae. The record is from RefSeq and is a predicted model, not a curated record.